Drosophila nasuta is the source of this 713-nucleotide messenger RNA. RefSeq lists its product as uncharacterized. The transcript has 2 exons. Gene Ontology annotation, biological process: spermatogenesis. The coding region runs from base 85 to 618 and encodes 177 amino acids. Lineage: Eukaryota; Metazoa; Arthropoda; Insecta; Diptera; Drosophilidae. The record is from RefSeq and is a predicted model, not a curated record.
AUUAACGGCUGUGUCAGCGAUUAAUCAUCGAGCAAUUGUUAUUGUUAUUGCUAAAGAUUUAUCAAGCGCAAAGAAAAAUAAACAAUGGGCGGCCCGGAAUUACCGACAGAUCCAGGAGAUGAACAACAGUUUGUGGCACCUGCCAUAGAGCAUCCACAUGUGGGAGAAGCGAGCGAAGACAGCGAUGGCUCCGAUGCCUACGAUGGCUAUCAGCCGCUGGCCACGGAUCUGGAAGAUGCGGGCGCAGCACCAGAAACACUUGCGGACGACGCAGAAGACGUUGCUGAUGAGGAUAUUGAUCUAAUGACAGCAGAGGUGACACACGGCGAUCCCAAUAUGCCGCCCAUUGAAAGUGCGGAUGCGGAAAUUGAACGUCAGGUGUGGAACGAGCCAAGACCACAGGAACUGCAGCUGGAGCUAGACAAGACACGCACGGAGCAGAUACUGAAGGCCAUGUCGAAGAUAACGCUGCCCAACAUCACAGUUCCCGAUUGGGCCAAAGGCGUGCCCGAGGAACGGUGGAAGCACGAGCUGCUGGAGCGCAUACAAACGCGCCAGCAGACGACAGCACCAGAGGCAACCACAAGCGAAUCGAAUAAGGCAAACACAAGCCAAUAGACUAAGCAAUGAUAUAUUUAUUUUUAAGAUCCACAACGCGGUGCACUCCACAAAAAAUACUUUCCCAAAUAAACGUGUAUGUUGUAAAGUUUAAA